This is a messenger RNA of Phacochoerus africanus (Common warthog), 3924 nucleotides long. RefSeq names its product ubiquitin specific peptidase 44 (gene USP44). The transcript has 6 exons. NCBI's taxonomy places the organism in Eukaryota, Metazoa, Chordata, Mammalia, Artiodactyla, Suidae. Bases 163 to 2292 code for a protein of 709 amino acids. The record is from RefSeq and is a predicted model, not a curated record. Gene Ontology annotation, molecular function: zinc ion binding; cysteine-type deubiquitinase activity. Gene Ontology annotation, biological process: protein deubiquitination. Gene Ontology annotation, cellular component: cytoplasm.
CCCGGGCCGCCGCCGCCGCCGCCGCCGAGGUACCGGGGGACCCGGAGGGGAAGCGCCGGAGAUGAGCGCUAAAAUGGCUGCUCCGGCUCGGGCUGUUUUCAGAUGCUUCAAGUGUGAACAGAGACUUUCUUGGAUUAUGUGUUUCUCAGCUAGACUAAGUACAUGCUAACGAUGGAUAAGUGCAAACACAUUGGGCAGUUGCAGCUUGCUCCAGACCAUUCCAUCCUCAACCCUCAGAAAUGGCAUUGUGUGGACUGUAACACAACAGAGUCAAUCUGGGCGUGCCUCAGCUGUCCCCAUGUUGCCUGUGGAAGAUACAUUGAAGAACACGCACUCAAGCACUUUCAAGAAAGCAGUCAUCCUGUUGCCCUGGAGGUGAAUGAGAUGUAUGUUUUUUGCUACUUUUGUGAUGAUUAUGUUCUUAAUGAUAAUGCAACUGGAGACCUGAAGUUACUGCGAAGUACGUUAAGUGUAAUCAAAAGUCAGAGUUAUCACUGUACUACUCGAAGUGGAAGGGUUUUGCGGUCUGUGGGUACAAGUGAUGAUUCGGAUUUCUUACACGAUGGUGCCCAAUCUCUGCUUCAAAAUGAAGAUCAAAUGUAUACUGCUCUUUGGCACAGGAGGAGGAUACUAAUGGGUAAAAUCUUUCGAACUUGGUUUGAACAGUCACCCAUUGGAAGAAAAAGGCAAGAAGAUCAAUUUCAGGAAAAAAUAGCAAAAAGAGAAGUGAAGAAAAGACGGCAAGAACUGGAGUAUCAAGUGGAAGCAGAACUGAAAACUAUGCCUCCAAGAAAGAGUUUACGUUUGCAAGGUCUAGCUCAGUCCACCACAGUCGAAAUAGUUCCUGUUCAAGUACCACUACAAACCUCAGCAUCCCCAGUGAAAGUAGUAUCUACCUCAGAAGAUGUAAGAUUAAAAAAAGCCAGUGACUUCUCCGUUAAACGAAGGCCCAUAGUAACUCCUGGUGUAACAGGAUUAAGAAAUUUGGGAAAUACUUGCUAUAUGAAUUCUGUCCUUCAAGUGUUAAGUCAUUUACUUAUUUUUCGACAGUGUUUUUUAAAACUUGAUUUGAACCGAUGGCUCUCUGUGACAGCUAAUGAUAAAACAAGAUCAUCUUAUAAGCAUCUUCCAGUCACAGAUACAGUAUAUCAAAUGAAUGAAUGCCAAGAAAAAGAAACGGGCUCUCUUCACUCCAGACAUCCAAGUUUAUCCUUAGGACUAAGUGGUGGAGCAUCAAAGAGUAGAAAGAUGGAGCUUAUUCAACCAAGGGAGCCUAGUUCACAAUACAUUUCUCUCUGUCAUGAAUUGCAUACUUUGUUCCAAGUCAUGUGGUCUGGAAAGUGGGCCUUGGUCUCACCAUUUGCUAUGCUACACUCAGUAUGGAGACUGAUUCCUGCUUUUCGUGGUUAUGCUCAACAAGAUGCUCAGGAAUUUCUUUGUGAGCUUUUGGAUAAAAUACAGCAUGAACUGGAGACAACUGGUACCAGGUUACCAGCGCUUAUUCCCACUUCUCAAAGGAAACUUAUUAAACAGGUUCUGAAUGUUGUGAAUAACAUUUUUCAUGGACAGCUUCUUAGUCAGGUUACAUGUCUUGCAUGUGACAACAAAUCAAAUACCAUAGAACCUUUCUGGGACUUGUCACUGGAAUUUCCAGAAAGAUACCAAUGCAGUGGAAAAGAUAUUGCCUCCCAGCCAUGUCUGGUUACUGAAAUGUUGGCCAAAUUCACAGAAACUGAAGCUUUAGAAGGAAAAAUCUACGUAUGUGACCAAUGUAAUUCAAAGCGUAGAAGGUUUUCCUCAAAACCAGUUGUACUCACAGAAGCUCAGAAACAGCUUAUGAUUUGCCACCUACCUCAGGUUCUCAGACUACAUCUUAAACGUUUCAGGUGGUCAGGACAUAAUAACCGAGAGAAGAUUGGUGUUCAUGUUGGCUUUGAAGAAAUCUUAAACAUGGAGCCCUAUUGCUGCAGGGAAUCCCUGAAAUCCCUCAGACCAGAAUGUUUUAUCUAUGACUUAGCUGCUGUAGUAAUGCACCAUGGGAAAGGAUUUGGCUCAGGACACUACACUGCCUACUGUUAUAAUUCUGAAGGAGGGUUCUGGGUACACUGCAAUGAUUCCAAGCUAAGCAUGUGCACUAUGGAUGAAGUAUGCAAGGCCCAAGCUUAUAUCUUGUUUUAUACCCAGCGAGUUGCUGAGAACGGACAUUCUAAACUCUUGCCUCCAGAACUCUUGUCUGGAAGCCAACAUCCCAGUGAAGAAGCUGAUACCUCUUCUAAUGAAAUCCUUAGCUGAUCCAAAGAUAACUUGGGGCUUUCUUCUUGUGAUUUGUAUAUAUACUUUUUAAAUGGGCUGACUUAACAAUUUUGAGCUUCAUUGUUUUUAUUUUUUACUAAUCAGAGCACACUAUGUUUACACAUUUUGUAUCUAACUACAACAGAUCUCUUUUUUAGAGACAAAGUUAGGGUAUCAGUGAUAGCAGGUAACUGAACUUUUCAAGUACUUGGGUAUUUUAAACUUGGAGUGUUUUACCUAAGUCUGAUGUUACCUUUUUUAUAUUUUGAUGUCUUAAUUUGACUCAAUGAUGAAUUUGUGCAAUCUUCUACUGACGUUAGGUGGCAUCAUUUUAUAUAUUUCCUAUUUAUCUUUUGUAGCUAUUUUCCUUAAUUCUUUGAUUAGAAUAUUAGAUUUCUUCACUAACAGUUUUACCAGCAAAAAAGGGGGGGGCAUUUCUUUCAGAUUUGUAUAUUAAAGUCACUUUUGCCCAUUGAAGGGAGUUAGGCUACUACAAAACGAAAUAUCAAGUUAUCACCUAAAUUCUCAUCAAUCAUAUUCAUUAAUAUUCCUGAAGCUUUGGGUGUUAAAGGGCUUAGAAUAGUCAUUACUUUGGUUAAUGCAACUUCCUUUUCUCAAAAAUUUGUUUUAAUAAUUGUUCUUUAUUUGGCAUAAUCAAACUGUAUACAGAUGAAAAUGACAGCUUUAUAAAUAGCAUAUUUAAAUGACUUUACUAUGGACAUGAAAACAAUCAUGACUGAGAAUUAUAAUGAUAUUGUCUGGCAGCAAAUAGGUUUGUCCAGGUUGUAAUAAAGCAGUCAUAAAAAAAAUUUGAAUUUAGCAAACAGUACAUUAUGAGGUGAUACAAGUGCAGUUCAACUUGGAUAUAAGUUCAUUUUAUACAUAACAUUAGACCUCUUAAAAGCUUUGUACCAUAUUGUUAUCUUGAGAUUUUUAAAGGGCUAAGUCUUGAAGAGAAAAAUUACAUAGGACAGCAAAGAUAACUGUUCAAAAUUGGCACCUGGACAAAAUAUUUAGCAUCUUAUUUUUCUAAAUAACUAAAGCCUGGAUUAAGUUAUAUUUACUAGGAUUAUGUGAAUAUUAAGAGCCUCUUAGAUAUUCAAAUACUGGGCCCUGACUUUUUAAAAUUAAAACUUAAACUUACAUUUUAUUAAACUACAUAGAAUGAAAUACUCUUUGUUGUUCCCUAGUAACCUUAAUAGAUCUUUCAAGUCCUACUGCUGCUAACUUUUAUUCAGAAAGAAUCCAGUAACCUCAGUGGACAAGCUGUGUAAGAUCUAAGCUCAGUGUUAACCACUCACUGGAAGAUCAUUUAUCUUUUCUCAAAUGGACCUGUUGCAGGUUGAAAUCUUAAUGAAGGACCAUGUCCUGUGAAUGCUGUCCUCUGCUAGUGAUCAUCUAAAAGCUUGAAAAAGGUCUCUAAUAGGAAAUUGCCCUUAAAUUUUAGAGAAGUCAUCUGGAGCAGCUGAUCAUGAAGUACAAUGAGAAUUUUAUCACUGAACAGACAAAUCAUUCAUGCCAGAACUACAGCUUGAGUGUUAAAUGGCUAAGGUUUAAAACCAUUAAAUACCUAUGCAAAUUGUUACCUCAGCUGUUAACAUAAUCGUACCUCAUUAAAGUUGUAUGUGUCAA